Molecule: messenger RNA, 1479 nt
Organism: Bactrocera oleae (olive fruit fly)
Lineage: Eukaryota; Metazoa; Arthropoda; Insecta; Diptera; Tephritidae
Product: glycerol-3-phosphate phosphatase
Molecular function (GO): phosphatase activity
Source: RefSeq, a predicted model, not a curated record
CAUCAUGACUCCAGAUUGAUUAUAUUCCCCUAUAAAAACCGUUGGAGCUUCAGAAUCGUUUUAGACAUAAAAGCCGUUGCAAGUUGUAAGUAACGUGAAUUUUAGUAAGAAACAGUUAUACGCAAAUAUGUAUCAAGGAAGUUGUGUAAAUUUGUUGGAGCAGCCUUUGGAGCAGGUGCGCCAAUGGCUGGACAGUUUCGAUACCAUUAUUAGUGAUUGUGAUGGUGUUAUUUGGCUGGGCGACAAUGUGAUUGACGGCGCUGCGGCAACUAUGCGCCAACUCAAACGUUUGGGCAAAGAAAUUUAUCUUUGCACGAAUAAUUCUACGCGCACGCGUCAACAGUUAUACGAGAAAGCGCAUAGCAUGGGUUUCGACAUUAGCGCCGAGCGUAUUAUAUCCUCGUCCUACGCCACUGCCGCCUAUCUGAAAUCGCGUAACUUCCAGCGCAAAGUAUACGUUAUAGGCACGGCAGGCAUAACAGACGAACUGAAGGCGGUGGGCAUUAAGCACACUGAAGUGGGUCCUGAUGUUAUGACCGGCCGGCUGACUGCAUACAUACAGUCCGGUUUGCGUAAGGAAACGGACAUUGGCGCUGUUGUAGUGGGUUUCGAUGUGCACUUCAGUUUUUGUAAAAUGAUUAAGGCUUCAGUGUACCUGUCGGAUCCGAAGUGUCUGUUCAUCGCUACAAAUAUGGAUGAACGCUUCCCAAUAACUGGCAUGGUUAUACCCGAUGCGGGCAGUAUUGUGCGCACCGUGCAAACGUGCACGGCACGCGAACCGAUUGUGAUUGGCAAACCGAAUCGGAGCAUUUGUGAGUGGUUAAUUAAGAAUGGCAGCAUUAAGCCAGCGCGUACGCUUAUGAUCGGCGAUUGUUGCGGCAGUGACAUAGUGCUGGGCCAUAAUUGCGGUUUCAAGACGUUGCUUGUCGGCACUGGUGUCAAUCAGUUGAGCGAUGUGCAUAUUUGGCAGCAAUCCGGUGAUCCGGAACACAAAAAACUCAUACCUGAUGUUUAUUUGCCGAAACUCUCUGAUUUGUUGGCGCUUCUUUAAGCGCAAUACGGUAGCAAAACAUAUUUUUAUUAUGAAUAUUAUCCUCAAAUACUAUUAUAUGAUGUAAUUUAUAGUUAUUUUUUCAUGCAUUUAUAUUUUUGUAUUAUAUGAAAUUAAGAAGUGAAUAUUAUUUUAAAAUGUUCAUCAGUAGAACACUAUAAAUAUUUGUAAAAACAUUUUUAUGCGCUAGUUACAACGCAUAAUAUAUAAUUUUUUGAUAUUUUGAGGUUAUAUAUACCAUAAGCUAAAAGCAGCUAGUUACAUGACGUUAAAUAUUUAAGCGAUUCAUAUUUUGCAAAUUUUUUUGUAUGCAUAUAAACAAAAUUGUUUAUUUUUGUUGUUGUUGAACAACGAACGAACGAAAUAGGUCUUUGGAAUGCGGCUGGCUUGACAUUCCUAGACCAAAAACGUAUAAAUCGCAUGAAUAA